AUGACCCCGAGGGGCAGGGCUGGGUGGCUGCCUUCAGCUCUGCUGCUGCUCCAGCUCCCAGGCUGUUUGUCCCUGAGUGGCCCCCAGAGCGUGACAGGCAUUGUGGGGGGAUCCCUGAGCGUGGAGUGUCGGUACCAGGAGGCAUUCGUGGACGACAUCAAAUACUGGUACAAACACCCGUGUGUGUCACCGAGGAAGAUUGUAGAGACCAGAGAGUCAGAGAGAGAAGUGAGGAGAGGCCGCGUGUCCAUCAGAGACCGUCCUACAAGCCUCACCUUCACAGUGACCUUGGAGAGCCUCAGAGAGGAGGAUGCGGGAACGUACUGGUGUGGGAUCGAUGUGCCACUUUCACGUGACCCCACCUUCCAGGUGGAGGUGUCUGUGACCCCAGUCUCUAUGACAACCACCAGCCCCAAGAGGUCCACAAGCACCCCAGAGUCUCCCACGAGCCUGCCAGUGCCCACCUGGAGCACCGUGUCCGGGCAGGAAGCCCCUGAUCCCGGCCAAGCUCAUGGGCUCCUGCUGGGCAGCGCCCACUUCCUGCUGCUGGUCCUCCUGAAGGUGCCCCUGCUCCUGGGCAUGCUCGGUGCUGUCCUCUGGGUCCACAGGCCUCUGAGGAGCUCUGCGGACCGGCAGAGUCAGUCCAUUUACGAGAACUGGGAGCCCCCGUGUUCAUCGUGUCCUGUUCGAUGA
This is a messenger RNA of Budorcas taxicolor (takin), 693 nucleotides long. Its product is annotated as CMRF35-like molecule 6. Gene Ontology annotation, cellular component: plasma membrane. Bases 1 to 693 code for a protein of 230 amino acids. The transcript is spliced from 4 exons. The record is from RefSeq and is a predicted model, not a curated record. Gene Ontology annotation, molecular function: transmembrane signaling receptor activity. NCBI's taxonomy places the organism in Eukaryota, Metazoa, Chordata, Mammalia, Artiodactyla, Bovidae.